UUGAGCCGUAAUGGCGGCAGUUUCAUAAAUGUUUGUAGAUUUAAGCGCACUGUCGUCGAAGUUGUGAGGUUUGGCCACAAAAAGUUUAGGUGCAAGUUUAAGUAUUGGAGAAUCACAUUUCUGUUGACUGUGACUGAAUGAUUUAACGGUCUUUGGAGAUGUAUUGUAAAAAAACAAACCGUUUCUUUUACAUCCGUUUAAUUUCAGUAAAAAAGUUUCUCUCUGCGUAGUUAUUCAUACCGAUUCGAUCCGUUCAUUCAUUAUGGACCCGGUGAAAUUCUGUCCUCCACUUCAUAUACAGAGGUACCAGUUUGUGAUCGAUUUUGUGGAAAAACACAAGCCUAAAAAGGUGGCAGACCUGGGGUGUGCCGGCUGUGGUCUUUUGAGAAAGCUCAAAUUUUGUCGUGACAUAGAAUUGUUAGCUGGAGUUGAUAUUGAUUGUGCUGCCAUCACAGAAAAAAAGUAUACGUUAGCCCCUCUGUCUUGUGAAUAUUUGAAACCCGACAACCGACCUCUAACUAUACAGCUCUACCAAGGGUCUGUUAUCGAAAAGGAGCCCCGCAUGAAAGGGUUUGAGCUAGUGACAUGCAUAGAGCUGAUUGAGCACCUGCAUCCCGAAGAAGUAGAGAAGUUUUCUGAGGUGUUGUUUGGUUACAUGUCCCCAGGAGCAGUAAUUGUUAGUACCCCUAAUGCAGACUUCAAUCCCCUGCUGCCAGGACUCACUGGGUUUAGACACCAGGAUCAUAAAUUUGAAUGGACCCAAAAGGAGUUUCAGAACUGGGCUUUGGCUGUUUGUGAUUUGUAUGGUUACAAGGUAGAGUUCACAGGAGUUGGAAUCACACCACGCAACACCAAGAAUGUAGGCUUUUGUACACAGAUUGGGGUUUUCAACAGGAAGUCUUCAAGAAGGAAUGGACUACAGAGAACUGAAACUGAUGAAGGCAGUCAUUCUUAUAAACUACUCUAUGAUGUGGUGUAUCCCAGUCUAUGUGAUAGGAACAUUUUCCAGAACGUCCUCCUUAAUGAAGUUCUUUACCAUGCAGAAAGCAUUAAGAAAAAUUUCCUGGAUACUCUCAAGGAAGAGGAAUCUAAACUUAUUCAUGUCACCAGUAAUCCACUACAUUCCUGCAGCACCAAGGAACAGGCCGUUAUUGAUGGAGGUGGAGAUAAUGACGUUUGUCGGAAGGGAAAUACCAUUUACAUUCCUCUUGCAAAACUCUUCUCUUCCCCUAAAGUACAAGCAGUGUGCAGCUCUUUUAAGCGCUUGAAGGAGGUGCUUUUGGAGAGUUCCCAAAUUCAACUGACAAGUGAUGCUUCAGCUUUGAUGUUGGUAGUUGAGGAUGAAGAUAGGUCUGAUCAGGAGGACUGGGAAGAAUGCGAGGAUAUAAGCUAUAGUGAAACUUUCAUAUCAGUGGCUGAGUGUGAGGAGGACUGGGAGGAAGAACUCUGUCAAAACUUGGAAAGUAUUUGCCACCCAAUUCCAUCCCCCUCUUCAAGCAAUAACAACUUCCAUUGAUGUAGUGAAGAGAAUAAUGACAUGUGGGAACAAACAUACCAUUGUUUUCACCAGUUGGCAUAGGAUUGAAACUUAGUGGGAAGUUAGUUAUUGGUUAAUCUCUCAUACUUCUGAAGCCAAGCAGAUAUUUUCUCUGGAUUUGAGUGGAGAUUCCUAGUAUUCUGAGCAUUUAGUUCACUUAAUUUCUGUAAGUGCAUAUUUUGUCUGCAAAAAACAUUUUGUGUCUUUGGCCUAACCAGCAUUUUUUUUUCAGUUUUGAAAAGAUGGCAGUAUUCAUGUUCAACAAAGACUAAGAAGCAGUAAGCUCUUCAACAUCUGUUUUAAUUGCAUGUAUUUGAUGAUUAUAUCAAAAACUCUGUUGUAAGUUAAGGAAUUGUCUUUUAACACUACAAAACUAGCAGUUGUAGCUUAUGAUAUAGGCUGUUAUUGUGUAAUUAAAUCUGUUCAGUGCAUUAAGUCAACGAUUGUACGUAUCAAUUAAUAUAUCUUGGAGGAUAUAAUCUUCAACUCUGCUGAUGUGGUGUUUUUUCAAACUAAUAAACAUGGUGAUUUUUUUAAA
This is a messenger RNA of Lepisosteus oculatus (spotted gar), 2075 nucleotides long. RefSeq names its product HEN methyltransferase 1 (gene henmt1). Gene Ontology annotation, molecular function: RNA methyltransferase activity; O-methyltransferase activity. The record is from RefSeq and is a predicted model, not a curated record. Gene Ontology annotation, cellular component: nucleus; cytoplasm. Lineage: Eukaryota; Metazoa; Chordata; Actinopteri; Semionotiformes; Lepisosteidae. Gene Ontology annotation, biological process: siRNA processing; RNA methylation; piRNA processing.